AGCGGGGUGGACCUGGACGGCUCCGCCAACUGCAAGAAGAAGAACAGAAUGUCCCAGCCCAUCCUGAAAGCCGUGGUCGAGGAUAAAGAGAAGUUUUCGAGCCUGGGCAGGAUAAAGAAGAUGCUGAAAGGCCAAGGGACAUUCGAUGGGGAAGAAAAUGCUGUUUUAUAUCAGAACUAUAAGGAAAAGGCUCUGGACAUAGAUUCUGAUGAAGAGUCUGAGCCCCGAGAGCAGAAAUCGGAUGACAAGGUUGUUUUUCACUACAAGCCCCUGAGGUCGACGUGGAGCCAGCUCUCUGUGGUGAAGAAGAAUGGAUUGUCAGAAGCCAUCAGCCAGGAGGAGAGGAAGAGGCAGGAGGCAAUAUUUGAAGUGAUUUCUUCUGAGCAUUCUUACUUGCUGAGCUUGGAGAUUCUGAUCCGGAUGUUUAAAAAUUCCAGGGAACUGAGCCUCACAAUGACCAAAACAGAGAGCCACCACCUCUUCUCCAACAUCACGGAUGUUUACGAAGCAAGCAAAAAGUUCUUUGAAGAGCUGGAAGCGAGGCACCAGAACAACAUCUUCAUCGAUGACAUCAGUGACAUCGUGGAGAAACACGCGGGCUCCUCCUUCGACCCCUACGUGAAGUACUGCACCAACGAGGUGUACCAGCAGCGCACCCUGCAGAGGCUGCUAGCCACAAAUCCAGCGUUUAAGGAGGUGCUGUCCCGGAUCGAGUCCCACGAGGAUUGCAGGAAUUUGCCCAUGAUCUCCUUCCUCAUCCUCCCCAUGCAGAGAGUCACUCGUCUCCCCUUACUGAUGGAUACCAUUUGCCAGAAAACACCCAAGGAUUCAGCAAAAUAUGAGAACUGCAAGCAGGCUCUAAAAGAAGUCAGCAAGCUGGUCCGUCUGUGCAACGAGGGCGCUCGGAAGAUGGAGAGGACGGAGAUGAUGUACACCAUUAACUCCCAGCUGGAAUUCAAAAUCAAGCCCUUUCCACUGGUUUCCUCUUCACGGUGGUUGGUGAAAAGGGGCGAAUUAACAGCGUAUGUAGAAGACACUGGACUUUUUUCCAAAAGAACCUCUAAGCAGCAGGUCUACUUCUUCCUCUUCAAUGAUGUCCUCAUCAUCACCAAGAAGAAGAGUGAGGAGAGUUACACGGUGACGGAGCACUCGCUGCGGGAGCAGCUGGUGGUGCAGCCCUGCGAGGAGGAGCCCGGCUGCUCUCCCGGGAGGAACGCGGUGCUGCACUCGCGGGGCUCUGCCGCCCACCUCUUCAGGCUGCUGGUGCUCAGCAACCACGCGGGGGACAGGGUGGAGAUGCUGCUGGGAGCAGAGACUCCGAGCGACAGAGCGCGGUGGAUCACAGCGCUGGGGCAGGACAGCGACGGGCUGCACACCGACAGGACCACUCUGGCUCAGGUGGAGAUCAUCAGGACAUACACAGCCAAGCAGGCCGAUGAACUGUCCCUCCAAGUGGCUGAUGUCGUUCUGGUUUAUCAAAAAGUGAAUGAUGGCUGGUACGAGGGGGAGCGGCUGCGGGACGGGCAGCGGGGCUGGUUCCCCAUGGAGUGUGCCAAGGAGAUCACCUGCCGUGCCACCCUGGACAAGAACAUGGAGCGCAUGGGGCGCCUGCUGGGGCUGGAAACCAAUGUGUAGUGUGUUCCUGCCCCCACACCACGCUCUGCACCCGCUGCUGGGUGCUCCCUGUGGGACAGGGGGCACCGGAGCCCACCCCCCCUCACCAGAGCACUGAUGUUUGGAUACUCGUGUCCGUCCUCGCUUUGCCUUCCGAGAGCUCCGAACUGAAGCCUGGCUAGACCAGGAGCAGAGUGCAGCUCACAGCAGUGUCCUGGGAGCUCAGCUCUGCAUCCUUCUCACUCGUGUUCCAGUUCUGGCUUCAGUUGCUCCAUCCCUGCCUCCUUCUGUUCUUGCUCCCUCCGUUUUUCAGCAUCCUGACUUGCUUUCCCCAGAGCUGCACAGGACACGGGACAGCAGACAUGGGCCCCAUCCAUGGAGCUGGAGGUGAACAGCAAUGCUGGGGGUGUCCCAAAGAGCUGCAGUGGGACAGUCCCAGUACCAGCCAGGGUGUUAAUGGAAUACUUCCCACUUGUGUCAGAACCUGUGUGACCUAAACUAGAAUAACCAGCUCUGUACUUCAGGAAGGCCAACCUACCUCUCCAGUGCAAAUCCAGGGACAGCCCAGGCCUUGGCACAAGCAAAGCUGGCAGAAGCUCCAGCAGAAUCCAGAGCUGUGCCUCCAGCUGGAGUGGUCUCUAACAAACACUGUCAGGCAGCUCAGACUGUCUCCUUUUAGUUCUGCAGUGGUGAAAGGAUUUCUGAAGGCAAAAACAAGGUACCCCACUCUGCAAAGCAGGUGGUGCUGAUCCAUCUUGGCCCAGGUAUUUUAGCAGAGAGUAACUGCUGGAAAUGGGGCCGAUUUGUUCCUGGUUUCCUCAGGUGUUUAAUGAGCUCCUGUGAUUCAGUUACUGUUUCAGAGCAGGAGUUUGAUGGGCUGCAGGAACAGGAAGUACUUUGGUCUGGGGCUGGGGGAUUUCUGCUCUUCAGUACUGGAGAUCAGUUCUUUCCGUGUUCUGCUGAACUCCAUUUACCUGCACCUUUAUCAUCCCGUGGGAUCCACAGCAGAGGGAGAGUGACGAGCUGCACAGUUUGGCUGAGGUGCCAGGUCUCCUCUCUGUUGUGGGCACCAUCAGAGCUCGGGCAGUGCCGGAGGAACAGCCUGGCAGGAGC
Manacus vitellinus (golden-collared manakin) is the source of this 2727-nucleotide messenger RNA. It is a transcript of the gene ARHGEF26, whose product is annotated as Rho guanine nucleotide exchange factor 26. The record is from RefSeq and is a predicted model, not a curated record. Lineage: Eukaryota; Metazoa; Chordata; Aves; Passeriformes; Pipridae. Gene Ontology annotation, molecular function: guanyl-nucleotide exchange factor activity; protein binding. Bases 49 to 1635 code for a protein of 528 amino acids. The transcript is spliced from 14 exons. Gene Ontology annotation, biological process: activation of GTPase activity.